Molecule: messenger RNA, 1301 nt
Organism: Aplosporella prunicola CBS 121167
Lineage: Eukaryota; Fungi; Ascomycota; Dothideomycetes; Botryosphaeriales; Aplosporellaceae
Exons: 5
Coding region: 47-1234 (395 amino acids)
Biological process (GO): proton transmembrane transport
Cellular component (GO): vacuolar proton-transporting V-type ATPase, V1 domain
Molecular function (GO): proton-transporting ATPase activity, rotational mechanism
Source: RefSeq, a predicted model, not a curated record
CCCAAACAUCACCGCAACAACAGCCAACACUGCAACGACGCACACCAUGUCUAAGGGCUCAAAAUACCUGCUGGUCUCCCUGCCGACCUCUAUAUCCCCCGCCAACGACAGCGACGAGGCCCUGAGCGCCCUGCGUGCGGCUGUCACUACUGACAAUGGCACCACGCACCCUUUCGCGAUACCGGCCUUCAAGAUCGGCACCCUUGACGCUCUGGUGCAGCAAGCCGACGAUCUAGCAAAACUGAACACUGCCUGCGAGGGUGUUGUUAACAAGGUGGGAGAUUCUCUGCGGACCAUCCUGGACGGCGACGAGGACAAGAUUGCGCAGCAGAAGACCAUCAAUGACAAGCCGGUUGAGCACUACCUUCGCUCUUUCUCGUGGAACAAGGUCAAGUAUCGGGCAGACAAGCCCAUUGCGGAAUUGAUAGAUGCGCUGCAAAAGGAGCUUGUUGGGAUAGACAACGAUGUGAAGGCCAAGUUCAACCAGUACAACCAGGUCAAGACGAAUCUUGCAGCAUCGCAAAGGAGACAGACUGGAAACCUUGCAACCAAGUCUCUCGCAGCCAUUGUACCUGCCUCCGCCCUCAUUCAAGAUUCCGAGUAUCUCGAGACGCACCUUAUCGCUGUGCCCCACCAGUUGAAGAAGGAGUAUCUGAAGAGCUAUGAGACUCUUUCCCCGAUGGUGGUACCCCGCUCCUCCACAGAAAUCGCAUCUGAUGAUGAAUUUACUCUCUUUGCCGUCACUACCUUCAAGAAGCACUCAGCCGACUUCAUCCACAAGUGCCGCGAAAAGCGGUGGACCCCGCGGGACUACAAGUAUAAGGAGGGCGGAAAGGAAGAGGAAGCGCGUGAAGUGGAUAAACUUGAGAAGGAUGAGCGCAAGAUUUGGGGCGAGGCGCUGCGUAUGGGCCGCACGGGAUACAGCGAGAGUGCUAUGAUCUGGAUACAUGUGCUCGCAUUGAGGGUGUUUGUCGAGACUGUCCUGCGGUAUGGUUUGCCACUGGAGUUUGUGUGUGGCUUGGUGCAGACCACUCCGAAGCUCGCAAAAAAGGCAAAGGACAACCUAGACGCCAUCUACUCUUACCUGGGCGGCAACGCUUUCGGCAGAGACAGCAAAGGCCGGGUCAAGAAGGAUGACUCGGCGGUUCACACGGAGAUGCAAGCCGCUGGCCACUCAGCUGAUGCAGCGGCAGAGUACACGGCUUAUGUUUACUACGAGUUUGAGAUCCUAUGAGGCUAUGGCGUCGCUGCUCCCCUGUACGAUUCUAAAGACGCCUUCGACAUAAAGAUAUCUUCCCGUG